Molecule: messenger RNA, 1045 nt
Organism: Somion occarium
Lineage: Eukaryota; Fungi; Basidiomycota; Agaricomycetes; Polyporales; Cerrenaceae
Source: the annotation of a GenBank genome assembly
UCAUUGUCUGUUUCGGUACCACGCCAUCCGCGUACUGUGUACUUACACUUGAUUCCCUCCAUAUCUAUAUACCUUUCUAUUCUCUACGAUGAGUUUCCAAGACAUAGAGUCAGGCAUGGCACUUCGCUCGCAAUCACCGGCAGGUAUUGCGCCCCAAUCACAAGAAGAGGCUGCCUUCCUGCAGCUCCAAUCCUCACUGUCACUUCAAGUCUUCAAGAUCAAUUCCAAUGUACAGGGAAUCUUGAAGUUGGUGGAUCAACUGGGGACGAGCAGGGACUCCGCGAAUUUGAGAAAGUCGCUUCAUGACUUGACAGAGACGACCCGAGCGAUGGCAAAACGCGGUUCCGAUGACUUGAAGAAGCUAGCAGCCCUUCAAGCAACAUUGCCGCGCCAUAAGACAUCACUUCAGAAGACGUCGCAUGACUUCCAACUCUCACUGGUUGCCUUUCAACGCGCUCAACAGGUAAGCGCUGAGAGGCAACGAACUGUUGUAGAGGGCGUGAAGAUCGCAGUAGAAGAGGAACAAGCACCGGAGGAGCGGCCGUCAAGUCCAACGCCGUCGCAACGACAGGCACAGAUUUUACAGACACAGCUGUCGCCUCAAGAGCUUGCAUACCAGGAAUCUCUUAUCCAAGAACGGGAAGAGGAAAUCCGGGAAAUUGAGACUGGCAUUCACGAGCUGUCGGAAAUUUUCCGCGAUUUGGGGACACUAGUGCAGGAGCAGGGAGGAAUGCUGGACAAUAUCGAGUCCAACAUCUCAUCAAUAGCGGUUGACACUGCCGGUGCUGCCGAAGAGCUUACCACUGCCCACGAAUAUCAGCGAAAGGCAGGACGAAGAGCGUUGUGUCUGAUGGUCGUUCUUGUGAUCGUCAUUGCGGUAGUCCUCUUGGCAAUUCUGUCAUGAACCCUGAGCGCCGCAACUGGGGUUCCUUGGGUCUGGACAGUAUAUUUGGCAUGGUUACUCUGAAGAAGGCCGGACUGUGUGUACAUUAUGUGUAUGUUUAUGGUAUUUACGCUAUGCAAUCUAUCGGACUCAUGAAUGGCC